UAUACGCUAUGUAGACGUCGUUCUAUCAUUUUUGUAACGAAAGACUGUUGAUUUUUGGUUGUAACAGCUGAUUCGAAUUAGUGUGUCAAAAUAUUCUAAAGAACUGUGUUUCCUCAGACGUAUUUGACUCUGAGUGACUUAGAAAUUGUAAAAGGGCCAACAUUGAGCAAAGACAUGUAUCAUCUACAUGAAAAUAUUCAAAGGAAUGUCGCUUUUUGGCGAAUCGUCUUGUAUUGCGUACGCUUUAGAGUUUGUUUUUUUGUUAUGUCGUAUCUGUGAACUGUGUACAAUAAAUAGUAAUUGACAAUGGCAGAUAACGAAAAAAUUUUUGCUUGCUCCUCAACUGGUUGCAACAUGAUUUUCACGAAUGAGGACCAGUUAUCGAUUCAUAAGAAGAAACAUGAUAUGAUGUUAAAUCUUGGAAACAGCUCCAAGAAUGGCAGUUUCGUUGCGGAUCAAACACCUACCCCGACGCGUUUCAUUAGAAACUGUGAAGAAGUUGGCCUGUUUCAAGACUUGCAAAAUGUAAAUCCUUUUGAAGAAACUUUUAGGAGGGCAGUAGAGUCAGGGAACACUGGUACAUUGACAGUGCCAGAGGCUGGAAUUACAGAUGAUACUCUGCAUACACCGCAUAUAUUUCCCCACAUAGCUGACGUACUAUCUACUAGCAAUCAAAUGUUGUCAGAAAAUUCUGUGCAAGAGUGUGCCAGUAUAUCGAUCGCUGAAAAAAGCACGGAGGAAAAGAAUACUAUUGAUGCUGACGUUUGCAGUACUGUGAAACUCGCUGAAACGGACGAACAAACCUUAAUGAAGAAGAAGUUAACUAUUGAACGAAACGUAACGUUAACAGAAAAUAUCAUUGAUCAAGUGACACACACGUCGAUAAUGCCGAAGGUUUUACAACAGUCUAGCCCGCAAUUAUCGAUUAAUGGCGAGGAGGUACAACUGUUACUAAAAACGGCCGAUGGGAAAUUAAUGCAACUGUCGGCAAUUCCGGUUUGCGAUUCUGUUGAUGCGACGAAUGUGCAAUCGUUGAAACAACAAACGGUUGUCAUAAGAACAGAACCUCUUUUGCAUUGUAGCACGAGAUUGGAGACCAAGAAACCAACAGUUUCGACGCUAUCGCUAGCAAAAAUGAAAUUAAAACAAACACUGACGAAAGGUACCAGCUCACAAAGUCAGAAAUCCAAUAGCAAUUCCCGGAAAGAUGAGUUAAAUAGUUCCAGAAAGGAGAAUAGAAACAAAACGGUAGAGGAUCAAUUGAAAAAGAAAGAAAUUCUCGAACGGAAUCGUGCCAGCUCGAUGAGAGCAAGAGCCAAGAGAAAAGCGUGGAUACAACAGCUGGAAAGAACGGUUGCUAAUGUGAAUGAGACCAACGUGGCUCUGCAAAUGGAAAUCAAGGUUUUGCGAACGGAGGUUGCUAAGUUAAAGACGCUUCUGUUGGCUCACAAAGACUGUCCCGUCACGAAGGCGAUGCAAACAGGAAACGGUAUAGUACUUGGUCCAAAAAUAAUAUCCGUAAAUUCAGACACUAUAACGAAUCCAAUUCCAAUGACGUCUCCGAUAAAAAGGACUUUUUCUUCCACGGACUUACCUAUUAUGCCAAAGAAAAAAUUAUGUCUGGCAGCCUCGAAGAAUCCCAUAAUCUUCCCGAAGGUAGAUUGCAAUACGAAUCUAUCGAUGCCUAACACUGCAUUAAUAAAAACAGUACCUACUUUAAAAAUUAUGAGCGUCGGGCAACUAUUAGCAGAGGAGGAGCAGAAACAAAUUUUUAUCGUGCAGAAUCCUUCAAAAAAGGUAGAGAAUCCAACUAGACAAAUAAUUCAAAUUAACCCGAAUUACGAGAUUGAUCAGAACGCGUCAAAAAUUAAUGAAACGUGAAUUUGCUCAAAGAUAUAAAGAUAAAAAAAAAAAGGUUAAAGUCAUAUUAAAUUUCCAUGAGAAAAUGACGUUUGGUAUUACAAGCGUGAUUAAGCCACGAUUAUUUCAAAACUUGCGCAUUUUGGUUAGGAGUUCGGGCGGGCUUUGCGUUACACAGAAUACAUGAUCAUACAAUGAUUAUACAUUUCUUUCUAUUUUACUCUUUACAAUGGGUUUCAGUAUGAACCAAUUUAGGUUCAAAUCAGCAAAUGAGAACGAUAAAAAUGAACAUGAGAAGUUUUGUCUAUUGUUUUAUAACAAAUUGAAGAGCGUUGUUUCGAAAUUUAUUUAUUUUCACACAGUAUUGUUUACGUGUGUAUCUGAAUCGUAUAUCGUUUAUUUAUUAUAAUAAAUCAAAUAUUUGCUGGCAAUGUUUUUUAACUGCUUUAUUUUAUAU
This is a messenger RNA of Frieseomelitta varia, 2317 nucleotides long. It is a transcript of the gene Atf-2, whose product is annotated as cyclic AMP-dependent transcription factor ATF-2. Bases 307 to 1881 code for a protein of 524 amino acids. The record is from RefSeq and is a predicted model, not a curated record. Gene Ontology annotation, molecular function: cAMP response element binding; DNA-binding transcription factor activity, RNA polymerase II-specific. Lineage: Eukaryota; Metazoa; Arthropoda; Insecta; Hymenoptera; Apidae. Gene Ontology annotation, biological process: regulation of transcription by RNA polymerase II. The transcript has 7 exons.